AUGGAUGAGUAUGAAGCAUGUAUUCUGGGUCUUAUUGCUGCCAUUGAGCAUAAAGUAAAAACAAUCAAAGUCUAUGGGGAUUCGACUCUGGUAAUUUAUCAACUUAGAAAUGAAUGGGAAACUAAAGAUUCCAAGUUGGUGGAAUACCGUAAGUUGGUCCUGAAACUCAUCAGAGAGUUUGAAGAAGUGACAUUUCAUUACCUCCCCAGAGAAGAGAAUCAAAUGGCAGAUGCUCUAGUCACUUUGGCAGUAGCCUUGAAAGUCAAUGAACAUUCAAGUAUGAUGUCUAUUGGGAUGCAAGCUUAUGGGUAUCCAACCCACUGUUAUAGCAUCGAAGAGGAAGAUGAUGGAAAUCUCUGGUAUUAUGAUAUCCUGUUAUACAACAAAUAUCAAAACUACCCUAACCAAGCAACUGAGAAUGACAAAAGAACUAUUCGAAGAAUGGCUACACGAUAUGUGAUUGAUGGAGAGAUCUUGUACAAGAAAAGUCAUAAUCAGGUUUUGUUGAGGUGUAUGGAUACCAAAUAA
Molecule: messenger RNA, 528 nt
Organism: Hibiscus syriacus
Lineage: Eukaryota; Viridiplantae; Streptophyta; Magnoliopsida; Malvales; Malvaceae
Exons: 1
Coding region: 1-528 (175 amino acids)
Molecular function (GO): RNA-DNA hybrid ribonuclease activity; nucleic acid binding
Source: RefSeq, a predicted model, not a curated record